CGCCUUUUUACUAAAGAAAGCAACAAACAGCUCGCGCAGUGAGACAGACAGACGGAGCGCCGCGACGAGAGAGGAGCUCGGGAUAAAACCCGCAAAAGUCUCUUUAUUCCUUUAUUUACACAAGAUUUCUUCAGUAUUGACGUUUUGCUCAUUAAAGACUGAACGAUGGCCCAGGAGACCAACCAGAGCCCCGUGCCCAUGCUCUGCACCACUGGCUGUGGGUUCUACGGGAACCCCAGGACUAACGGCAUGUGUUCGGUGUGCUAUAAGGAACACCUCUCCAGACAGAACAGUGGAGGUGUGAGUCCUCUCAGUAACAUGGGUUCUAGCAGUGUAACCAGUAGUCCCACUGCUGAGGCGUCUGCCAUCCAGAUCAUCGAGGCUAGUUUAAACAACUCGGCGAGUGACACAGAGUCACCCGGCGGAGCCGCUGCAGCACUUCCUGUUACGCAGCAGAUGACUGAGAUGAGCAUUUCCUGUGAAGAGGAAGUGGCAUCACCUAAAGUAGAACUUCCUGAACCUGUUGUAACUCAGCCCACAGCUUCCUCUUCCUGCUCGGUCAACACGGCGGUCAGCGCAGAGACCAAAACCCCAGACGCCCCCAAACCCAAGAAAAACCGCUGCUUCAUGUGCCGCAAGAAGGUCGGCCUUACAGGGUUUGACUGUCGCUGUGGAAACCUCUUCUGUGGACUUCACCGUUACUCAGACAAGCACAACUGCCCCUACGACUACAAAGCCGAGGCCGCGGCCAAGAUCCGCAAAGAGAACCCCGUGGUGGUGGCCGACAAGAUCCAGAGAAUAUAGAUGACCCGCCUUUCUCUUUGGCUUUGACCCUCAUUUCCGGGAGAGAUAUAACGUAUAAAAACAAAAAAAAAGAGGACUCGCACUUGACCUGCGAUCUAAAGGACUAUUUUUAUUUUUAAUGACAUUGAUCUUGUUUUUUCAGCUGAUGCAUGAGGAGUGGUUUGGGUUUUUUUUUUUUUUGGUGUGUCUUCUGUGUAUGGAGUUAAAAAGAUGGGUAAGAGUGGGUGGAGUUUAGAUCACAUCUGUGUGUGUGUGUGUGUGUGAUUGUGGGGACAGAGGUGUUGUGUUAAAGGCGAACCGUCUUUGUGAUCGUGGAAUCGUGGUGAUUGUGUACGUCUGGUGUGGCGGUGAGGAGGACGGACACACCGUAGCCCGCGGGACUUCACACGACUGUUACGGCUCUGACUCGAGCGCGGUCAGGGCAGCAGUGCAUGGCUGGCUCAUGUAGCACAAAAAAGAAAACAAUGGACGCUCUCUCUCCUUUCCCUGUAGUUUGAAGAGUUCACUUGCCCCGGCUCGUGGCAUGACUCCCAAACGCUAGAGUUAGCCUUCACAGCAUUGGCUCGGUUUAUUUGCCCGUGCCUCGGACCGUCCGGCUUCAGACUCCCCCCCCCCCUCCUUUCCUUUUUGUUUUGGAGUGAUUUUUUUAUUUCCCCUUGUUCUCAAGUGACACUUCUAUCCAGGUUGGUAAAAGUUUGUGUGUACUCCACUAAACUGAUUAAAUGUUAAGGCUUUGUAUUCUGAACCUCACCUGAGUGUUGGAGUUUUAGUUGGAGGACCUGCAUGGCUAGGAAAUAACUAAAGUGUGUUAGGUUUUUAAUGGCUACAUGCUCAUAGGCCUUUUUUAAUGAAUAACCUGUCUGUACUGAAUGUUGCGUUGUGUGUGUGUGAUGAGGGAGUCACAUGGUGCUGAGUGUCAUGCGGUGUUUCCACUGUUGUGUGAAGGGAUGCCUGAGUGUGUGAAAUGGUCAGUUUGCGUGUGUGCACAUUGGCAUUUCUGUAAAAGAUUCAUUCAGUUUGUUGUUUCAGUUCUGUGGUUUGUCCAAGCGAACCCCUUAUAUUUAUUAUGUAUUGCGCAUCUAAUCUUGUUAUCCAACAUUACAGAAAUGUAUCAUGUAAAUAAAAUUAUGUACAGAGAUCUAAACAUA
This is a messenger RNA of Hemibagrus wyckioides, 1952 nucleotides long. RefSeq names its product zinc finger, AN1-type domain 5b (gene zfand5b). Gene Ontology annotation, molecular function: zinc ion binding; DNA binding. The transcript is spliced from 5 exons. NCBI's taxonomy places the organism in Eukaryota, Metazoa, Chordata, Actinopteri, Siluriformes, Bagridae. The record is from RefSeq and is a predicted model, not a curated record. Bases 166 to 804 code for a protein of 212 amino acids.